Molecule: messenger RNA, 1056 nt
Organism: Microdochium trichocladiopsis
Lineage: Eukaryota; Fungi; Ascomycota; Sordariomycetes; Xylariales; Microdochiaceae
Product: alternative oxidase
Exons: 2
Coding region: 1-1056 (351 amino acids)
Biological process (GO): alternative respiration
Cellular component (GO): mitochondrion
Molecular function (GO): alternative oxidase activity
Source: RefSeq, a predicted model, not a curated record
AUGCUGUCAACAAAGGCUACCGUCAAGCUCUGCUCGCCGAAACUGGCUGCUCUGCUAUCCCGAUCCCUGACACCUCUCCUCCAGCAGUCGACUCUCGCCUAUGCUGGCCUCAGACCCUUCGGUCCUCAACAAAGCAUCACUGUCCGCCACUUUUCUUCUUCUCCGGCACCUCACCUGAAAGACUGGUUUCCCCGCAAGGAGACAGAACACAUUCGUCAGACGCUGCCAACAUGGCAACACCACGGCUAUACAGAGCAGGAGAUGCUCAGCGUCGUUCCUGAGCAUCGCCCCGUCAAGACCUGGGGCGACUGGGCUGCAUAUAAGUUUGUCAAGCUCUGCCGGUGGGGCAUGGACUUCAGCACCGGCCUUCGAGACAUUCCAGUCGUCGACAAAGCCACCGGCAAGACCGUCAUGGUCCCCCGGAUCCUCAACGAAUCUCAGUGGCUCAUCCGAUUCAUCUUCCUCGAAAGCAUUGCCGGCGUUCCAGGCAUGGUCGCCGGUAUGCUUCGUCACCUUCACAGCUUACGUAAGCUGAAGAGAGACAACGGCUGGAUCGAGACUCUCCUUGAGGAAAGCUACAACGAGCGUUUACACCUUUUGACCUUUAUGCGUUUAUGCGAGCCUGGCUGGUUCAUGAAAACCAUGAUCUUGGCAGCUCAGGGCGUAUACUUCAACGCCCUGUUUGUGUCCUACUUGAUCAGUCCCAAGAUUACACAUCGCUUUGUGGGCUAUCUCGAGGAAGAAGCUGUACACACAUACACCACUGCCAUUGAGCAGAUCGAGGCUGGCCACUUGGAGAAGUGGUCAAGUCAAGACUUUCAGGCGCCUGACAUCGCCAUCAACUACUGGAAGAUGCCCGAGGGCAAGCGAACCAUGAAGGACCUGCUUCUGUACAUCCGAGCCGAUGAGGCUUGCCAUCGUGGCGUGAAUCACACGCUGAGCAAUCUCAAUACCGACGAGGACCCAAAUCCUUUCGUCAGCGAGUACAAAGGUGAUCGACAGCCGCCAAAGGCUCUUGACAAGGCACAGGGGUACGAGCGAACAGAAGUCAUGUAA